Cladocopium goreaui is the source of this 5715-nucleotide messenger RNA. The record is from the annotation of a GenBank genome assembly. Lineage: Eukaryota; Dinophyceae; Suessiales; Symbiodiniaceae.
AUGUCCGUGAUGCAACGCCGGCGUGCGGCUGAUGGGAAUGGUUCAGGAGAAAUGGCCAAUGCAAGGACGGCCGAUGAAAUGCUGGAAGACCUGAUGGAGGAUCUCAACAAUGCCUCAUCAGGAACAGCCGCAGUGAGGUCAGUACGGGUGGUGGGAAACAGGGAUCAAGCCCAACCUGAGGGUGGAACCCAAGAGGUGGUCGGUGCUGGGGCCGCAGAAGCUCAACCGCAUGGCCAUCAAGGGGGAGCCCAAGGUGUGAUGGAAGGCUUGUCGCCUGACCAGCAGGCCGUGCUUCGACAAGCUGCUGAAGUUCUUCGGACUGGGGUGCAGCUGCAGUGGCAGGCUGCUCCGCCGGCUGCUCUGGUGGAUGCAGGAAGGCGACCUGAACAUCUUCGAGGGGGCCAACAACAAGCUGAACGAGCUGGAGGCAUGGAUCCAGGUGAAGGCCAACGAGGCGAUCAAAGAGCUCAAGGGGUUGGUGACGGAGGUCUUUUGGAUCCUCUUGCACUUCCUGCCGGCGGCUUGGAGCCAUUGGUGCGCUUCGACCUGAAGGUCUACCCCCUGCUCCACAAGGUGAUCCUGUGGUUUUGGGUCCUGCUGGGCCGCAUGCAAGUGAACAACAAGGGCAUCCUUCUGCACUGGUGCAACAUGCUGGACAUCAACCUGGUUCUGGUCAACUUCUUCGGCAUCCUUCUGAUUCAGGGUUUUAAAGAAGUUGAAGCCCAAAUUCAAAGGGAAAUGGAAAAACGUAAAGGGGAAAAUAGCGGUAGUGGCUCAUUCCAAAGUGUUUUGGGGGAAGUAGGUGUAGUUCAGGGUUCAAAAACCCCUGUGGAUCCGGCUCUUGGCCAACUGGUGACUCCUCCGGGUCUUCCUGGCCUUCCUGGUCCAGCUGUGCCUGCUGCUGCUGCGCCGGCGCCUGUGGUGAGCGUUGGCGAGAACCUCAACGAGAACCCGAGGAACUUGGAGCUGCCUAAGCUGUCCCCUGACAGCACUUCGGUGGACUUUGGCGACUGGCUGGCCAUUGUGGGUCCGUUGAUGUCGGAUCUGAGUGGCACGAGCAGUCAGUGGUGGGCUUUGGUGUUGGACGCUGCGGCCAAGACCUAUGCAGCGUGGGUGACAUCAACGCCGCUCCAAAGGUUGCGCCUGAAGGUGGUGUCUCCUGCUGAAUCGGCGAAAUGGCCAAGGAAGCUGCAAAGCGUGGAGAUCCUCUAUGCCCUUCUGUGUCGUUUUCAACCAGGUGGAGUUCAUGAAAAACCGAGCUUGCUGAAGGACCUCACGGAGAACCGACUGGGUGCCAAUGCGAACAUCCACGGGCUCUUGCAGACCUUGCGGGUGUGGUGCAUCAAAGGGAGCUACGACGUCUUCACCAACGACGCCUUUGCCGAGCUCUUCACAUGGAUCUACGGCGACUUCAUCGUCUUCGCAUGGUACAUCGAGUCCAAGGCCAAUGGUGUUUUCAAUGGAGGUGACCAAAAACUGGCGUUGCUUGAUGGAGGAAAGGUGGAUGUAGCACGUUGUUGGCGAAGGACGAUGAAGCGGCGACCCAAAUUGGUCAAGAAGUUCGAACCUGGUGGAAAGAACGAUGCCCACAGGCAGCUGGAAUCGGCCAAAGCCAUUGUCUUGCACCUCUUCUCUGGGGACAAGGAGUCGAGCAGAAAGUGGUUGGAGUUGCAGAAGCUGGGCUAUGGGGUGAUCACCUUGGAUGCCGAAAGGGUUCAUGGAGACACGGCACUGGUCCUGAAGAUGUUGGCCCUCUAUGAGGAGAUGGAGACAAGCCAGCCAGAUGCCAACCAGUUUCUCCUUGAGCACCCUGAGGACCCAUGCGCGUACCUUGGAGAACAGGUCCUGAAGUUCAACGUUCAGAAGAAGUUCAACAUGCUGGUCAAGUUCCACGUUCUGGUGGAGAUGACAGCCCCAAAGAAUGUCUUCCAGGUUAAGGUGCUCAUGGUGAAAAAGUUCAUGCAGGCCCUGUUGAACCUGUUCCGUCAAAAGGUGAUGGAUGUGAUGAUGAAAAAGAUGGUGGAAAACUUGGUGAUGCUCUUCCAGCUGACCCUCUUGCUCGGCUACCAGAAUUGGGGGGAGAAGUCAGAAACCCUGAGCUACCUGAAGGAGAAGAUGGGAGAUUCAGUGAAGAUCAGAAAAAACUUGGGGAGAAAUGUUGGCGAAAUUUGUGCGAGGAUGGGCAGGACGUCGAGGUUUGUAGCAGACCUUCACGUCAGGAAUGGCCCUCAGUGGCACGACACUCUUCUGAGGUUAGGUCUUGAAGGUCAGGUUCCAGGCUCCGUGCCUGCGGAAGGGGGUGAUGGUGAAGGAUCACAAUAUGAGCCUAGCAUCUAUGAAGGUGAUGAUGAUGGAGAGCGCAUGGAAGAGGUGGAGUACCCUGACAUGAAUGACAUUUGGGGGGAGGCCCAUGGUCCGGGGGAGCCCUCUGCUCUUCGAGCUCUUCAUGGUGAUGAUGGUGAACCUAUGGUGGUUCCGACCAACUUGGUCGGGUGGGAGUCCAGGUGCUUUUCAACCGCACAAACAACACAAGCUGCUGAUGCUGGGGCGACACCACGGUUUGGAAAUCCUGAUGGUGGAACCUUGGGAUCUAUGUCGUCUUCAAGUUCAACAUUGCGGGUGAGCACAUCAAGGUCUACUCGUUCAACCUUCAGUGCAACUUCAACUUUGGGUCCAAGCUCAACCUUGCCAAGUAUGACAAGUUCAUCAAGUAUGACGUCCAAUGGCGGUGCAAUCGAACGCUGGCCUCUUGGUGAUUCCGUUGAUGACUAUGAGAAGAUGCUCCAACGAGAACAUCAGGGAUGGACUGCAGCGUUUCGAGAGGAGUCGCAACGCCUCCCAAUGGAUGGUGAUGGAGGUGGUCGCCAAGGUCAACUGAUGAAGAACCUCAAGGUUCAUGUCUAUGUCUUGGAGGAGGAGUUGGAUGUAGUGAACAAAAUGGUCGUUGAAUGUGAGGAGCGAAAGUGUCUGCUGGCUGCGCUCAACCUUAACGAUGUGGGAGACGCCGAGAGCGAUCAGUUUGAGAUGCCCGUGGAGCCACAGGUCCUCCAGACCCAAACUGUGCCUCUGAAUGAAGUUAUGGCCAACCUUCCAGAAUGGGUUGAUGCACUUCGAGCUGAAUACACGUGGAAGAUCUUCUUUGACUUCAUGCAAAUGGUGUGCAGCACAACUACUGCUCCGGUGGUCGACGAGGGCACCAAGCAUGUCAAGGCGCUGGUCUUGAAAAACGAGUUGACCAAAAUAGGUUCUCAAAACGCUGCUCCCGAAGCCAUGGAUGUUUUUUCAAGGGAAGAGGGCGACGACCGCUCUUGGGACAGUGGCGAACUUGUCGCGACUGCCAUGGGUCUUCUGAGGGACCUGCCUGCAGAAUGCCACGAAGGUGAAAGAUGGUAUGAAGAGGUGCCACAAUUGCGGGCAGUGCUGGCCGAAGAUGACGGUCUUUGGGAAUGCCAUGACGGUCGGGCUCCGGUGAUUGUCCUGACGGUCGGGCUUCGCAACUACAACCUGGAGAAUGUGGAGGCGCUCGGGCUGGAGCACUAUGUGGUGAACUUCCAGGCGACAGUCUUCAAGAUGAUGUGGAGUCCACGGCCGGUGGGGAAGGGAUGUUCCGACCUUUUUCAGCUCAAGGAAUACCUGGUGGAGCAGUUCUAUCGACUUGUCGGGGUGGAGCUCACUGUGGGAGGAGUGCCAAUGGUGGGAUACCGUCAAGGGAUCCCUGGUGUGGACUACUCCAUCGAGCUCACCAUCCGGAAUCCCGAUCAACCAGCUCCGAGGGUCAUCUACAGAGACCCCAGGGAGACAUACUACGAGAACGUCCCACCUCCAACGUCAAGUGCGACUGGAUCUGCGCCCAAUGAUCCGCCGACUGCCGACUCACCGGGUCCUGGUGAACCAGAGCCAGAGGCUGAGGACCUCACGGUGGAGGAGACGUCGUCUGAUGUCGAAGUGGUGAGUCCGAAGGUGAUGAGAAAGAUGGAAGUCAUGGUGCCGCACUACCUGCUGAACUUUACCACCAAGAUCGGGCUCAGCAUGUAUGUGAUGGAGGGCUUCAAGUUUCAAGAGAAUGUCAUGGCGGUCGGGCUUUGCAACCACCCGCUGGAGAAGAUCAUGGUGUCUGCGUAUGUCUGUACGCUCGGGCUUGGCAUCUUCAUGAUUGUGAAUGUCAGGGCUCUGGUGUAUGUCUUGACACUUGGCCUGAGCAUCUUCAAGGAUGUGUAUGUCUUGGCGCCGAAUGUCCUGACACUCGGGCUUCGCAACUAUGUGAUCCAGUAUGUGGCGACGCUUGGGCCCCGCUGCUGUGCUGUGCGACCUGCCACCUUUGGGCUCCGAGGUAGCGAUGAUCGGUACGAUGAUUGGUACGAUGAAAAGUACGAUGAUGUGGGGCUACUUCAUGGACGAGCUCUACAACCUCUUUGUGGUGAAGCCUUGCUGGGCUUCAAUGGUGCUGCAAGGGUGGAGGAGAUCUAUGGCUGCGAUUGGGCCACUCUACUUCCUGGACAUCAAGGGCUUUUGGAGCUGAUUGGCGCCAAGGAGAGCUCCGACAGUUCUCAAAUCAACAGCCUGACUGGCGAUCAAAUCUCCAGGCAUCAAUCGGGCAUGUCUGCCUACGGUGGUAGUCAUAGUGGUAGUUUCGUAGCUGCCAUGCUCUUCGCGCUGCCGACUUUGGUGACGGGACAGCCUGAUGAUGGUGGUCGCCGUGAUCAUGACGGAGACCUUGACGAGGCAUUCCUGUUCUUCUUCGUGCUGCUGGUGGGCUACACUGCAGUGGUGAUUUUGGGAGUGCUGGCAUGGCGCAACUACUCCAAUCGAGAAAUGGAUGAAUGGUAUGGGAAUGAUGUGACCAACAUCAACUACAGCGAUGAGGAGGCGAUGCCGACUCCGAGACUGAGGAGAAGGAGGACCACGGGAAACUCUUCACAGGGUUCUGGAGAUGGCCGAACCGCAUCACCGGCUUUCUCUGAAGCUGAUGGGCCGCCAAUUCAAGAUCCGGAGAGAGAGCCUUUCAACUUGUGGCGCUCUCCCUACGAGUUCGAGGAGGACGACAUGCCUGCCAUCCCCGAGAUAUGGGCGAGACUCCGCCCGGCUACGCCAUCUCCUUCGGCCUGCCCGGCCGAGGAGAGUCAAGAAGAGACAUCAGUGGCCUCUACGCCGGGGACUGCUGACGUCAUGGCUGACGAGUUCAAGGAGGAAGAGAUGGAUCCUGGACACCACCAAUGGCUUUGCAGCCGCGAUGGUAUGGGCCUCCACCUGGUCCACCACAAGGACCUUCACCUCAAGGACUACAACAAGGUCCACUUGGUCCACAACAUGGUCCACAAGGCCUACAACAAGGGCUACAACAUGGACACCAAGGAGAAGGACUUCAAGAUGCUGGCGGCGCGCCACCAAAAGCCGUUACACAAGCCGUUCAGGCUCCUGCAGAUAAUGAGCCUCAAGGGGGCGACCUGGCUGAGCCAGCAGGCGAAGGGUGAGUCUGACGAGGUACCCCGGCCGACCAUCUUUACAGCCGCUUUUGGCACGGUCUAUCAUGUGAGGCCGAGCUGCGGGAAACUUCGAUGUGCCUCGCGCAUCUUCAGGCAUGAGGCGUUCACGCCUUGCCCAUGCGGGUCUUUGCAGCGUGGUGGGAUGGUCUACAUCCUGGACAACAAGUACCACACUGUGAGCCACAGUGGCUUCCCAAUGCCACGGAGGGCCUGUGCUGAGUGCGCCGGCUGA